CUAGGCAUGCAGACUGCUUCUACAAACAUUUGUGAAUGUAUGGGUCGCUCUCAGGAGCUCAGUGAAUUCAGGUCUGGUACCAUGAUAGGUUGCCAACUGUGCAAUAAGUCCAUCCUUGAAAUUUCCUUGCUAUUAAUAUAUCCAUGGUCAACUGUUAGUGGUAUUGUAAUAAAGUGCAAGCAACUGGGAACAACAGCAACUCAGCCCGCCACUAGACUUCAGAGCAGUGGAGACCUGUUCUCUGGAGUGACGAAUCACUCUUCUCUGUCUGGCAAUCCGAUAGACGUGUCUGGGUUUGGUGGUUGCCAGAACAGUACUUGACUGACUGCAUUGUGCCAAGUGUAA
Molecule: messenger RNA, 345 nt
Organism: Staurois parvus
Lineage: Eukaryota; Metazoa; Chordata; Amphibia; Anura; Ranidae
Source: the annotation of a GenBank genome assembly